CUGUCCUCGUCCCCCGUGCCCCCGCCAUGUCCGUCGGUCUCGCCGAGCUCGCCACGCUGCGCGAGCUGUACAAGUCCGGGGUGCUCAAGAGCGCAGAGGCGGCCUCGCUCCGCCACCCGGCGAAGUCGGCGCUUCUGGACCGUGUGUCACUGUACCAAGGCGACAUCACAGAGUUGGAUGUGGAUUCCAUCGUCAACGCCGCAAAUAGAAGUCUUCUCGGGGGCGGCGGAGUCGACGGCGCCAUACACGCUGCAGCCGGCCCGUCGCUGCUCGACGAAUGCCGUAAUUUGAAUGGAUGCGACACCGGAGACGCAAAGAUCACGAAGGGGUAUGAUCUGCCAGCCCGUCACAUCAUUCACACUGUCGGCCCGGUCUACUCGUCCUCGGGCGUGGACGUCAAGGCCCAGCAGCUCGCGUCGUGCUACAAGACGAGCUUGGAACUUGCUGCGAACAACUCGCUUAAGCAUAUCGCGUUCCCCUCCAUCUCCACCGGCAUCUACGGAUAUCCCAUCCGCGAUGCCACGCAUAUUGCCCUCGACGUCGUGAGACGGUUCUUGGAGUCUCCAGAAGGAGACAAGCUUGAGCGCACUAUUUUUGUCGUAUGGAGUAACGCCGACAAGCUGGUGUACGAAAACUUGCUCCCGCUAUACUUCCCUGCAGGCGCAGAUGACGCGGGAGACAGCGCAGCCUGAAAUAUAUGGAGACGCAAGUAGGAAAUUUCCAGGAUGUAUGAUGAAAGUGUACAAUAUGGAUCGUCAGUGAUUUCCUUCGAAUGUUGAUCAUGAUAAUGCUUGUCA
Messenger RNA from Trametes versicolor FP-101664 SS1, 797 nucleotides. Its product is annotated as A1pp-domain-containing protein. The transcript is spliced from 9 exons. Lineage: Eukaryota; Fungi; Basidiomycota; Agaricomycetes; Polyporales; Polyporaceae. The record is from RefSeq and is a predicted model, not a curated record. Bases 27 to 692 code for a protein of 221 amino acids.